AUGUCUUUCCCUACUUUACGUCUCUUCCCUUCUCUCCCUCGUUCACUUACCACCAAGAAUCUACGCUUCCUUCCCAUCCGACAAUUCUCUUCCACUCCCACCUACCGUAACGCAAACCCACCAUCAUCGAAAGAUCCUUCUCAUCCAUACCUUCACUAUCAUCCAAACUCUACACAUCUCACUCUAUCGUUUCUGCCUGAUCCACCUGUCAAGAGAUCAAAGACGAUAUUGGGUUAUUUACCUUUAGGGGAUGCUACAUUGGAUGAUUUUAGGGAAGAACCUGGUUUUUUAGAUACGUUACAUUCUGCUAUUCAAUCUGGCUUGGAGUUAGGUAAAUCAGAUUCGAUCAAGUAUGAAGCUGAGAGUAGACCAACGGAUGGAUGGAUACAUGUUACAGACGAAAGAGCCAUACCGCCCGUAGGGAGAAUAGGCGAGACUGAAGAUCUGAUAGGAUCUGUAUAUGUUCAAGAUGGUAAAAUAAUAGCUUCGACAUACUCACCUUUACCUACUUAUCGAAUCAUCACUCCCAACGGGGUAUUGACGUUACCUAAAGGGUUGGACGAACAUCUCAUAGAUGUCUUGAGGAAGAUAGAUAAGGAAGAGAAAGGUCAAUGA
Molecule: messenger RNA, 615 nt
Organism: Kwoniella botswanensis
Lineage: Eukaryota; Fungi; Basidiomycota; Tremellomycetes; Tremellales; Cryptococcaceae
Exons: 4
Coding region: 1-615 (204 amino acids)
Source: RefSeq, a predicted model, not a curated record